Linnemannia hyalina is the source of this 603-nucleotide messenger RNA. NCBI's taxonomy places the organism in Eukaryota, Fungi, Mortierellomycota, Mortierellomycetes, Mortierellales, Mortierellaceae. The record is from the annotation of a GenBank genome assembly.
AUGGCAGCAGCACUCGCAUCCGCAUACCCAAAAGUCCGCUCCUGGAUCUCAACAGCAACCUCGCCUUCAACAACCCACGCCUCAGGAAUGCUCAUCAUCCUCGGCAUCCUCGCUGCCGUCACUGACGCCCACCCCGACCACUCAUCCUCUGCUGAAAACACCUACACCCACGACGACCAGGACCUUCCUCCUCACCUCCGGCAGCAAGCCGCAAAACCUGUGGACGAAGCCAAAUCCCAACAAGACAUGAUCUACUACAUCGCCCUCGGUAUGCUCGUCUCCCAGGGCCUCAUCCGCCUCUUCACCUACAUCUCUAACCGCCGCGAGGCUGCGGCUUUGGCCGCCCGCAAGAAGGAUGAUGAUUUGGCAAGGGAGAAGCGAAAGGCUGACCUCAAGACCCUGGCCGAUGCGUCGUCGCCUCUGUUGGGUUCUGAUACUGAAGAUGAUGAUUAUGAGGAGGGGAGUGAGUCCGAGUCUGAGUCCGAGUCUGAGGAGGAAGUUGAGGAGCUCGAGGAGGAGAGUGAGGUUGAUUCCGAGAGCGAGACUGAGAUUCAGCGCCGUCGACGUGUCCUUGCCGCUGGUGAUGCUGAAGUCGAGGAGUAA